Messenger RNA from Rattus norvegicus (Norway rat), 549 nucleotides. Its product is annotated as ferritin heavy chain-like. The record is from RefSeq and is a predicted model, not a curated record. Gene Ontology annotation, molecular function: ferric iron binding. NCBI's taxonomy places the organism in Eukaryota, Metazoa, Chordata, Mammalia, Rodentia, Muridae. Gene Ontology annotation, biological process: iron ion transport; intracellular iron ion homeostasis.
AUGGGACCUAAGAAAGGGAAUCCCAUUUCCGAAGUGAUUUUACCUCUUAUUCAUCAAGUUGCUUGUAUCCAGAUGAACCUCAGUGAUGCCUAUCUUUACUUGACUUACUUGUAUAGCGAUGACAGCACAGCAACUGGGUUCGGAGCAUACGUUCAGGACAAGUCUUUAACGAGCUGGUUCUAUGCCCAAAGUGUCCUGAAAUACAUCACAGGAAGAGGAAAUAAGGUCUGCAUUCCGGAUAUUCAGAGGCCUGAAAUAGACACCCAAGGACGCAUCCAGUGUGCAAUGGCUGCCCUAAAUAUGGAAAAAGAAUUAAAAGUAAUCCUGCACCGUCUGCUUGACCUCGCUUUAAAUAUUAAAGAUAACCAAACAUUAAACCAUUCGAAGGACUGGAUAUUUAAACAGCAAAGGAAUGAAGAACGUUUGGCACGGGAAAUUGAUGAGCUGAAGAAAAAAGAACAGGCUCAGAAUAGGGCUGUUGAAGAUGAAACCUAUCUGCAAGGCUCACCUCGAAAGAUGCCAAGGAGAGAACCAAGUGCUAGCAAAUAG